This is a messenger RNA of Dichomitus squalens LYAD-421 SS1, 1843 nucleotides long. RefSeq names its product high nitrogen upregulated cytochrome P450 monooxygenase 2. The record is from RefSeq and is a predicted model, not a curated record. The coding region runs from base 1 to 1662 and encodes 553 amino acids. NCBI's taxonomy places the organism in Eukaryota, Fungi, Basidiomycota, Agaricomycetes, Polyporales, Polyporaceae. Gene Ontology annotation, molecular function: monooxygenase activity; heme binding; iron ion binding. The transcript has 10 exons.
AUGGGUUUCCAAGUUCUUGGUGGACUUGUCUUCCUGGCGUUGAUCGCGCACCAGAUCUUCAAGCGGUACGAGACCUACUCUAUCCGCGCACAUCUCGCUCUCCUCUUCGGGCCUCCAAUUCUAGCGUCUGCACUACUGCCCUCUUCCUAUACCUCCAUCCAUGCGCUCUUGCUUUGUGACCUGACUUAUUUCGGCGCACUGAUCGCGUUCGUCAUUCUCUACCGCCUCGCCCCCUGGCAUCCACUCGCGCGCUACCCUGGCCCACCUGGGGCGAAGCUGUCGAAGUGGUGGAUGGCGUGCGUCAGCUUGUCGGGGUACGAGCAUCUGUACAUCCACAAGCUGCACGAGAAGUACGGCGACGUCGUCCGGUUUGGUCCAAACGAGCUCUCGAUUCGCUCUGCGUCUGCCGCGAACCCGAUCAUGGCCACUGCAGUGGGUGUGCCCAAGGGUCCUCAAUACGUCGGGCGUAUGCUCAGCGAGUCCGACGCGAACCUGCCCCUCAUCGGAGUCCAGAACGUCGACGAGCACCUCCGCCGGCGCCGGCCCUGGAACCGUGCAUUCAGCGCAACGGCCGUAAAGGGCUACGGGGAGAUGAUUGCGAGGAGGGCGCGCCAGCUCGUCGAUGCGCUCGAGAGACAGAAGGAGGUGGGGGAGGUUGUUUUGGGGAAAUGGUUCAACUUCUUUGCGUAUGACUUCAUGUGCGACAUGGCGUUCGGGGGUGGGUCUGAGCUCCUGCGGGACGGUGACGACGCGAACGUGUGGAAGGUCCUUGACGAAGGCAUGGUCGCAGGGACAUUCCUCGGGCACGUCCCGUGGCUGGGCGUGUACCUCAGCCACAUCCCCGCUGCUGUCGCCCCCCUGCACACCCUCAUCUCUCACUGCAAAGCGCUAACGAGCAAGCGCAUCCAGAACGUGUCCUCGCGUCGGGACCUCUUCCACUACCUCAACAACGAAGACCUACCCGAGAAGGGCGUUGUCCCUCUGCGCCAACUGACAGACGACGGCUGCUUGGCGGUCGUCGCAGGCGCGGACACGACGUCCAGCACGAUGACGAGUCUCUUUUACUGCCUGCUUACGCAUCCAGAAGCGUACGAGCGACUCCAAAUCGAGGUGGACAAAUUUUAUCCUGCAGGUGAAGACGUCGCCGAUUCGAAGCAUCUCGCAGAUAUGGAGUAUCUGAAUGCCGUUAUCAACGAGACCCUCCGGCUCUAUCCGCCCGUACCUACGGGAAGCCAGCGCCAAGUCCCGCGGGAGAGUCAGGGCGCCACCGUUGACUCGAUAUUCCUCCCUCCCGGCACGUCUGUCACGGUGCAGGCGUUCUCCGUCCAUCGUGACCCGCGCAACUUCUUUCCCCACCCUGACACCUUCUGGCCCGAUCGCUGGCUUUUUGCAUCGUCCUCUUCCUCAUCGCCGUCUUUGUCGGCUCCCGAGACGUUCGUGCACAACGUAGACGCGUUCAUUCCCUUCGCGCUUGGGCCGAUGAACUGCGUCGGAAAGAACCUGGCGUUGCAAGAGAUUCGGAUGGUCGUCUGUGCAGUGAUGCAACGGCUUGAAUUUUCGCUGCGGCAGGGGUGGAAUCCCGAGGAGUACGAGAGGGGAUUCAAGGCACAUCUUGUUGCGUCGAGGCCGGCUGUACCCGUCAUGGUGCGCGUGAGGGGGUGAGUUGGGUGGGCUACUGCUGCUCAAGGGCGUGAAUAUAUGUCUUUUAGCCACCGCUCAUGAGUCGGUGUUGAGACGUCGAUGGUCGAUGCAAUGCUACCACACUUGGACGAAGCAUAUACAGGUACACCUUUCUACGGUUGUGGCUGCUGCCAUACACGAUUCGCGAAUGACCACAAUUUCC